AUGGGAAUACCUUCUUUCUACAAGUGGGUAGUCAACAAGUACCCAAGCGUCACCUCCCCUGCGAAGGAGGAACCAGAGGAGUGCCCUGAUGGCAUCUACGACAACCUCUACGUCGACAUGAAUUACAUCAUCCAUUGUUGCUUCCACCCACAGGACCUGAUGCAUGCAGACAUAGAUGUGUGCCCUCCGAUGACGGUCAGCGAGGUGUUCGAGUCCAUGUUUGAGUACAUGGACCGCUUGUUCCGCAUCGUCAGGCCAACAAGGCUCCUCUACUUGGCAGUAGAUGGCGUUGCUCCUUGCGCCAAAAUGAACCGUGUGCGAAGGGGACGUUUUCACUCUGCCAGGCUGGCAAGAAGUGAGGAGAUUGAAGAUUAUGAAAUGCGGAAGGAAUUAAGAGCUCAAGGGAAGGAGGAGCCACCGCGAGAGAUUUCUGAGGUUUCUGACCCCAAUGUCAUCGCCCCAGGUACCGAAUUCAUGGAGAAGCUAUCACAAGCCCUUGAGUACUACAUCCGUGCCAGACUUAAUAGUGACCCCUGGUGGAGAGACAUCAUGGUAAUACUCUCUGAUGCGAAUGUUCCUGGAGAAGGAGAGCACAAGAUCAUGUCUUUCGUCCGUGCACAACGCAGCAUGGAAGGCUAUGAUCCCAACACUCGACACUGCUUAUUUGGGCAUGAUGCAGAUCUGAUAAUGCUUGCUUUGGCAUCUCACGAAGUCCACUUCUCUAUUUUGCGUGAGGAUGUGCUCCUCCCAAAUCAGGCAGAAACAGAAGGGAAUCCGAAGAAACCAUUUCUGUUUUUGAACAUAUGGGUUCUGAGAGAGUACUUGGAGAUUGAAUUCAAGAUACUGGACCCAGUCUGCGAGCCUGAUAUUGAGAGGCUAAUAGAUGACUUCAUCUUUAUUUGUUUCCUGAUGGGAAACGAUUUCAUCCCACAUAUUCCAUCACUUGAGACGCAUGAGGGUGCAGUUGAUCUUCUCAUCGAAGUGUACAAAACAACCUUCAACAAAAUGGGAGGGUAUAUUAUCAACACAGACAAAGUCAAAGAUAAAAAUGGUGCAUAUCUGGAAGUCUCAAGGUUGGAAAUAUUUUUUCAUGAACUCUCCAUGUAUGAAGAGAAAAUUUUCCUCAAAAGAUAUGAACUGGAACAGGAUUUGUUGCUGAAGACAUAUCACGAAAUGUUGCGUGAAGCUUCAGAAAGUGAAAGACCAGAACUGAGACAAAAAUUAGAUGAUCUCCUUUUUAAUGAAGAACGCCCGUAUGACAGUAUAAGACUAGGAUUACCAGGAUGGAAGUCCCGGUUCUUCAGGGAGUAUUUCGGUGCCAAAACUUCUAAUGAAAUUGGAAAGCUGCAGAACGACAUGGCUCAAAAGUAUUUAGAAGGACUUUGUUGGGUGCUUCAAUGCUAUUCUGCAGACGUUCCAUCAUGGAGCUGGUACUACCCAUUCUAUGUUGCUCCUUUCGUAUCUGAUCUCAAAGGUCUAUCUAGGGUCGAGAUAUCUUUCAUAUUGGACAAACCAUUACGACCAUUUGAUCAGCUUAUGGCCGUUUUACCAAUGCGAAGCUGGUGUGCUCUCCCAAAAUGCUACAAGGAAAUAAUGGGCCGCGAAGAAUUUGACUACCCGAGGUUGGAGCAUGACACCAAUGGGAAACAUUUCUUGUGGAAUGGUAUCUCUGAGGAACUGCUGCCUUCGGUCACCAAAGCGGUAGAUAAAGAGCUCACGACCCAUGAAUCGAGACGGAAUACCGCUAGGCAAGAGAAGAUCUUUCUGCACAGGGACUCGAGCUCUUUGCCACACAAUGAAGUUACUGAACAAACAUCGCACUGUUCAGUGCAGAAGCUUCUGAUAGAUUCAGCUACGAGUGGAAUUGGAGGAUGGAUAGUGCCUGCUGACAAUGAUGGCCUCAGCGACGGUUUCUUCCACUCGCCCACUACAAACCUGCAGGACAUUACGAGUGAUCAGACAAUAUCAGGUACGUUCUUCAACCCUGAGGCAGCGAAUCCAGUUCCAAGACUACUUGUCAAUGUCAGAGUACCUGACAAGACUGUUACCGGAGCCGACAUCUCGAAGCGGCCACUCUGGCACACGUACCUGGGCUCAAGGCCGCCGCGCAUCAUUCAGAGGCCGGAGACCCUCUGGAAGCCGAGCACGCCGGCGUCGCCGCGGGAAGAGCACAAGAACGCCGGCACAGGGUGGAUCGGGCGGGGGAGAGGGGCGAACGCCCUUGCCGCCGCCCAGACGCAGCUAACAAGGAGUAGCAGCUACAGCUACAGGAGAGGGGGUGGUUUCCAUCGGGCGGGCAUGGCGCAAAGCCGAGGAAGCAGUAGCAGCAGGUUCGACGACGACGACGGUGCGUACAGUUUCCGGCCGCUUGGAAGUGCGCCGUGGACCGCCACCAGAGAUAGCGGCCGAAGCAGAGGCGCCGGCCAUGGCGGGAUUGCGCAGCCACGUGGUUGGUAG
Messenger RNA from Miscanthus lutarioriparius, 2457 nucleotides. NCBI's taxonomy places the organism in Eukaryota, Viridiplantae, Streptophyta, Magnoliopsida, Poales, Poaceae. The record is from the annotation of a GenBank genome assembly.